CCCUGUGUUGCUAUAAACAUAGUUCUUCUGUUCUUUAGAACCAGUCACCGAAGAGCCGUCCUGCCAGCAAGUCGGACGUCGGUUAAGCCAAGUCACCUGCAGGAUAUCGUAAAAAAAACUGUUAUAAAGUAGCUUACGCGCAAAGAUGAUGGCCUAUGUGACGUUUUAUGCCGUCUUCCUACUGGUCAGCCUGAUUCCAUCUGUCCAGGCUGGCCGAGAAGCGGGGUUUUGGGUUGGAAACGUCACAAUUACCGAGGACGCGUCUGUCGGCAGCACAGUCAAGCACCUGCGAGACUUUCUUAACGUCGGCGAUGGCCUAAUGGAAGAGGAAAACGGAACGUCGUGGUCAGUGAACAUCACAAGUGGCAACAACCUCAGACGGUUUGAGGUUGUUGUUGAGAAUUUGACGCUAAUCGUCGCAGCACCGCUGGACUAUGAGUAUAACCCGCGAUACAACCUGUCCCUGGAGCUGACAAAUACUGGAGACAACAGCGUUUGGCAUGUAAACCUCGCCAUCGUGGUCACGGACGUGUGGGGAUACCCGCCAUACUACAGCAAACAGUGUGAAACACCAGUUAUACCUGAUACUGGGACGGCUGAGAACUAUUUUCUACUGAGCAGCCCUAAUGGGCAAUUCGAUGUUGUAAUUAAUGGCGAAGAACGACAGUACCCAGACUUUUUUUCCCUGUUAGAAUCCCACGAUGCUAUCAUGAACGACUGCUCCCUUCGGCUGUGUUCUACUUUGAACCCAUAUUGGGAAGUUCUGCUCCGCCCGGCUCUUGAGGAGACUCAUGAGAAUGGAGGGAGGAUAGAGUUUCAAUGUCGUGACAGACAGUUGAGAAGUGUAGGCAAGUUUAUAUUUUUCGAUGUUUCGAAACAAAUGUUGCCUGAGUGGGCACAGGAUAAAAUGUGUAGCAUGACAGAAGGUUAUGCUGUAGUUGUUAAGAUGAAUAAGAUAAGAUCCACGUCGUCCUAUUGGAUACAAUGUAGCGCUAACGUCACAGUUUACGGUGCGACAUGGCCUGUUGAUGUUAUAUUUCAGUACGACAUUACAGGGUGUCCCGAGGGCAGGUACGGUCUGUACUGUGACAAGGACUGUGUUUGUAAGAACGGCGCCCGGUGUCAUGGCUUUAACGGUGCCUGUGAGUGCCGCCCGGGCUGGAGAGGGAGGGCCUGUGAUAUUCCCUGGCCUGAAGUUGUCGUCAUAGCGUCACCUGGCGAUUCAGUCGUAAAGUACAUCGGUGCUAAUCUGACAUUGACCUGCCUGGCUCCACACAUCCAAGUAGCUAGUAUGAUGUGGGUUUAUGAAACAGAAAGCUAUUACAACGAUACAAAAUCAUUGAAGAAGGGGCGGUACAGAACAGUUCCAUCAACUUCCAGCCAGUCUCAGAAUCAGACAACGGUGGUUAUACUUGCGUGGUAA
Molecule: messenger RNA, 1423 nt
Organism: Branchiostoma belcheri (Belcher's lancelet)
Lineage: Eukaryota; Metazoa; Chordata; Leptocardii; Amphioxiformes; Branchiostomatidae
Exons: 2
Coding region: 146-1423 (425 amino acids)
Biological process (GO): homophilic cell-cell adhesion
Cellular component (GO): membrane
Molecular function (GO): calcium ion binding
Source: RefSeq, a predicted model, not a curated record